Lotus japonicus is the source of this 657-nucleotide messenger RNA. RefSeq lists its product as uncharacterized. Lineage: Eukaryota; Viridiplantae; Streptophyta; Magnoliopsida; Fabales; Fabaceae. Bases 1 to 657 code for a protein of 218 amino acids. The record is from RefSeq and is a predicted model, not a curated record. The transcript has 2 exons.
AUGUCUCAAAGUUCAGGAAAGAAUGAUUUUGUCAAGGCAAAGAUUGAAAGAACUUCUAAAGGAGUCAAAUGCAUAGGUUUGAAGAGUGGUUCUUCUCAACCAUCUUCUGUGUCAAAGAAAGCUCCUGGGAAGACGAAGACAAGAAACCCAGCAAGAAAGACCUACAUGUCAAAGGUUCAGAACAAAGAACCCACAAAUGUUCCUCACUAUGAGGAUGUUACUGAUGAAGAGGAAAUCAAUGAUGAAGAUUCUCCUAUGAAAUCGCCCCCUGAUGUUAUGCCCGAUGUUGAGACAUCUUGGUCUAAGGAAAUUUGUGAUCAAGAAAAUCCUGGAAAUGAUUCCACUUCUCAUGAAGAUUCAGGCGAUGCUACCCAGCCUGAUGUUUCUAUAUCAUCCUCUUCGAAGGAUGCUGAUCCAAAGAAUGGCAACUCUGAGGAUACCAAUUCUGAAGAGGAGACAAUUAGGGUGAGCACUGCCAGGAAGCUCAAGGUUGAUGCUUUGCUUCUCAAGCUGCAAGAAGAAGAACGCCAAGGAGGAGAGCAAAGUGCUGCUGCUACUGCUGCUCAGGAUGGGAGCAAUGAAGAGGAGGAAGGAUCUGCUGAAAGUGAGGAGGAGAGUGCAGAAGAGUCUGGAGAGGAAUCCAGUUCUGAAGACUAG